AUGAUAAACGCAGACACAGUGAUCGUUAAUAACGUUGCAGAUUUCGGUGCCAAGGCAGAUGGAAAGACAGACUCGAGUACAGCAUUUCUAAAAGCCUGGGCCGCUUCUUGUAGCUCAUCGAAAGCAUCAACUAUCUAUGUACCUAAGAAAAAGUAUCUUAUCGGUCCAACCAUCUUCUUAGGACCGUGUAAAAGUUCUAAAAUCACUUUUCGAAUUGAUGGGAUCCUCAUUGCUCCCGACUUUAAGCAGAUGAAGUCUUCUGUUGAGAAUUGGCUAAAGUUUGAUCGUGUCAAGGGGGUGUCAAUCAUUGGAGGAGUUCUUGAUGGACGAGGCUCAAGCUUAUAUUCUUGCAAGCUAGCCAAAAAGGCAUGCCCACGAGGACCAACGUCGCUUGGCAUCUUUAGUUCGGAUGAUGUAACCGUUCAAAAUUUGAGCUCGCUUAAUCCCAAAAUGUUCCAUAUUGUUGUCCUAGCAUCCAAAAACAUAUUCUUAGAUGGUGUUAAGAUACGUGCUCCAGAGGAUAGCCUCAAUACAGAUGGUAUACAUGUUGGUAAGUCAACCAACGUUCGUGUCUUGAACACCGGUAUAAAGACAGGAGAUGAUUGUAUCUCAGUUGGACCUGGAACAGAGAACCUGUGGAUUGAACGGGUUACAUGUGGUCCUGGACAUGGUAUAAGCAUUGGGAGUUUAGGGAUGGGAUUGGAAGAAGAAGGUGUGCAAAAUGUGACAGUGAAAGAUGUGGAAUUCACUGGAACACAAAAUGGAGUAAGAAUAAAAUCUUGGGGAAGACCUAGUAAAGGAUUUGUUAAAGGAGUAGUGUUUAAACAUGCUGUAAUGAAUAAUGUUCAUAACCCGAUAGUUAUCGAUCAAAAUUACUGUCCACAACAUGAAGGAUGCCCUGGUCAGCAUUCGGGCGUUCAAAUUAGGGAUGUUACAUUUGGGAACAUCAAAGGAACAUCAGCAAGUCAAGUCGCAAUGAAGUUCGAUUGCAGUGACAUCAAUCCUUGUAAAGGAAUCCAUGUCGAGAAUAUCAAACUAGUGUACCGUCUACCACAAAAGCAAGGAGAACAGCAAAAACCAAAGCCAACAGAAUCAUAUUGUCGAAAUGUCAAGGGAAUCACCCUUGGUUCAGUCUUCCCAUUGUUAACUUGUUGA
Papaver somniferum (opium poppy) is the source of this 1155-nucleotide messenger RNA. RefSeq names its product polygalacturonase-like. Gene Ontology annotation, biological process: carbohydrate metabolic process. The transcript is spliced from 4 exons. Lineage: Eukaryota; Viridiplantae; Streptophyta; Magnoliopsida; Ranunculales; Papaveraceae. The record is from RefSeq and is a predicted model, not a curated record. The coding region runs from base 1 to 1155 and encodes 384 amino acids. Gene Ontology annotation, molecular function: polygalacturonase activity.